UUGUGCUUUAGACACACGUUGCAUUCACAUAGCGGGCACUGGAUACACUGCUCUACUUCGUGUGUAAUGUUGGAUUCAUCCAGAAAAGUCGUGGUUGUUGGUGAUGGUAUGGUAGGCAAAACAGCCCUGCUACAAGCUUACGUUCAAGAUAUAUUCGAUUCGGAUUAUAUUCCAACUGUGUUUGAAACUACGGCGAAAGAUGUGGAACUGGAGGAUGGCCGCCAUAUCACGCUCGGACUAUGGGACACAGGCGGCCAAGAAGAGUUUGAUCAGAUUCGACAGCUCGCUUAUCCUGGCGCAAGUCUUAUUCUUCUAUGCUAUGCAGUCGACUGUAGAACAAGCCUGGAUAACAUUGUCCACACGUGGGUUGGUGAAGUUCGUUCCUACUGUCCAUCUAUCCCCAUCAUGCUAAUCGGGUGCAAAUCAGACAGACGAUGUGCGCCGGUAUUCAGUCAGGGCGGAAACAGCCGUCGAGGGACCCCCGUUAUAGAUUGCGUGAAACCUGAUGAAGCCGAAAAAAUACGUAAACAAAUAGGAGCUCUGUUUCAUUUAGAGUGUUCGGCACUUAAUCGAUCCAACAUAGAAGCCGUUUUUCAACUUGCAGCUCGGCUCAUCCUAGAUUCGUCAACAGAUCGUACACGACGAAUCAAUGUGCGUCGAAUUCUGUCGUUUAAUCGGACUAAAUCAGUUUCAAAUGGGGGCGCCGUAGGGGCAGAGUGUGGCUCAAAACGCAGUAGAAUCUCAUCAAGGAUGUCCAACUUACUGUGUAUGUCCAAAAGCUCUUAG
Messenger RNA from Opisthorchis viverrini, 786 nucleotides. RefSeq lists its product as hypothetical. Bases 67 to 786 code for a protein of 239 amino acids. Gene Ontology annotation, biological process: small GTPase-mediated signal transduction. NCBI's taxonomy places the organism in Eukaryota, Metazoa, Platyhelminthes, Trematoda, Opisthorchiida, Opisthorchiidae. The transcript has a single exon. Gene Ontology annotation, molecular function: GTP binding; GTPase activity. The record is from RefSeq and is a predicted model, not a curated record.